CUUUGUUUCUUCCAUCGAAAUCGAAAAAAGCAAAGAUCUUGCGUUUGAAACUAUGGCGGAAGAACAUAAGCAUGAAGAAUCUGUGAUCGCUCCUGAGCCAGCUGUUGAGGUUGUGGAGAGGGAAUCGUUGAUGGACAAGAUAUCGGAGAAGAUCCAUCACGGUGGUGAUUCUUCUUCGUCAUCUUCAUCUUCUGAUGAUGAAGAUGAGAAGAAGAAGACGAAGAAGCCCUCUUCUCCUUCGUCUAUGAAAUCGAAAGUUUACCGCUUGUUCGGACGAGAGCAGCCUGUUCAUAAGGUUCUUGGCGGUGGAAAGCCGGCUGAUAUAUUCAUGUGGAAGAAUAAGAAGAUGUCUGGUGGUGUUCUUGGUGGUGCUACAGCUGCUUGGGUUGUGUUUGAAUUGAUGGAGUACCAUCUUCUCACUCUGCUUUGCCACGUGAUGAUUGUUGUUCUCGCUGUGCUGUUUUUGUGGUCUAAUGCCACCAUGUUCAUUAACAAGUCCCCACCAAAGAUUCCUGAAGUUCAUAUCCCUGAAGAGCCUAUUCUUCAUCUUGCGUCUGGGCUCAGAAUCGAGAUCAACCGUGGAUUCUCUUCUCUUCGUGAAAUUGCAUCUGGAAGGGAUCUCAAGAAAUUCCUCAUUGCUAUUGCCGGUUUGUGGAUUCUAUCAAUCUUGGGUGGUUGCUUUAACUUCUUGACAUUGGCAUACAUAGCUCUUGUGUUGCUCUUCACGGUUCCUCUUGCCUACGACAAGUAUGAAGACAAAGUCGAUCCUUUAGGUGAGAAAGCAGUGAUCGAGCUCAAGAAGCAGUAUGCAGUGUUGGAUGAGAAGGUUUUGAGCAAGAUCCCACUGGGCCCAUUGAAGAACAAGAAGAAAGAUUAGGUUUACACUGCUGUUGUCGGUGGCUAGCAAGAAGGGUGUUGUGAAAUGGUAUCGAAGUUAUGUGUUUUGGGCGGUUUUUUUAGGUGGCUCUUUCGGUUACGUGAAUGAACGUGGAAUUUCCCUGACUGGUUUGUUUUGUUGUUUAUGUCAUUGUUGAUCAGUGUCGAGGGAUAAAAGUAGUGAUAUUUC
This is a messenger RNA of Arabidopsis arenosa, 1066 nucleotides long. The record is from the annotation of a GenBank genome assembly. Lineage: Eukaryota; Viridiplantae; Streptophyta; Magnoliopsida; Brassicales; Brassicaceae.